AUGCAUGAACGUUACGGGAUCAGUUUGCUGCACAAGCAUUUCUCGAUGGAGGCGAACCAGCGGCUCGUAGACUACCGAAACGUCUCGGCACCUUGGACUGUCAACGACAAAGACUUCAUGGUGCCCAAGUACGAAGGCUUCAUUGUCCCUCGAACAUUCAGGUUCUUCAACGGAAACUUGGCACCAUUCGAAUUUGGAUUUUCUUUCUCCUCCUUUCACGGGAACUACGACCUUGAGUUCUUUGAGCGGCUGUCGCGACUCCUUCACGAUCACAACCUUGAGAACAUGCUUGGCGUACGAUUUUUAGACACGUUUGACCCGAAGCUAUCCGUGGAGGUUACCGAGGGCAAGACCAACCUUAUGAUCCCGCGGGGAUCGGUCCAGGAUUUUGAGCUCAUUGAAGCUUUCUGGGUUUUCAGCACGGACGAUAACCAGAGGUGCCAUUGCAGAGAGUUCUGCUGGAAGGAUUCUGACGGACAGCAUCUCGUAGAUCAUCGGUGCUCUUGA
Messenger RNA from Penicillium maclennaniae, 507 nucleotides. RefSeq lists its product as uncharacterized. The record is from RefSeq and is a predicted model, not a curated record. The transcript has a single exon. Lineage: Eukaryota; Fungi; Ascomycota; Eurotiomycetes; Eurotiales; Aspergillaceae. Bases 1 to 507 code for a protein of 168 amino acids.